CCAGGCCCUGUGCGUAACGUGUGUAGGCUAUGCAGACCCAGAACCAGCAGCGUCCCGGUGAUCUCAUCGGUUAACGGACUACUCAUCGGUUAACGGACUAAAGAAAGGAUGAGAAAGGAUGAGGGCUUGAGAAAACACCGUGUCGUUACCGAAUACCGUGACGGAAGUGUAAUGCAACAGUGAAGAUAUCUUGUCGCUCUCGCCAUGCGGAUGGCGCGUUAGGUGAAACUGUAAGCUAAUGUAUGUCCGGUCAGCUGUUUUUAUUCACCGAGAGACAGCAGCAUCACCGGGACGUGUGCACGAGACCACAGACUAGCCUAUACCGGCGAUCCGGACCACCACAAACGGGCAGGACUAACGGAGAGGAGGACGCAGAGAGAUAGAAUAAAAGAGUGUGAGAGAGAGAUGGAGUUUAAGCAGCUGGUGGAGGUGGCGGAGAAGUGGUGUUCGUCGGUUCCGUUCGAUCUGAUCUUCGCGGAGGAGGAUGAUGAGAGAAGACUGGACUUCUACGCAGAACCGGGAAUCUCUUUCUAUGUCCUUUGUCCGGAUAACAUGACGGGAGGGAUUGAGCAUUUCCAUGUAUGGAGUGAGAGUGAGGACUGCCUGCCAUUCCUCCAGGUAGCUCAGGACUACAUCACUUCCUGUGGAAAGAAAACACUUCUAGAGGUCCUGGACAAAGUGUUCACUUCCUUUAGACCUUUGCUGGGUCUACCAGACAUAGAUGAUGAUGAGACCUUUGAGCAGUACCAUGCAGGCAUGGAGGAGGAACCAGAGGCAGACCACCAGCAAAUGGGAGUCAGCCAGCAGUGAUGUCCACAGAUGAGGUGUCCAGUAGGGCUACAAUAACUACCCAUUCCCUGGUCUCAUCACCUACAACAACACACAGUCCCAACGCCCCUGUAGCGACUAUAAACAGUCAUAAUGUAUACUCACACACACACACAGGACAGCCUGCUUCUCAAAAGCUUUGCUCUCCAGAUUGUGCACUCCCUGCCUCCCUCCCACACACACACACACACUAGAGGUCGACCGAUUAAUUGGAAUGGCCAAUUAAUUAGGGCCGAUUUCAAGUUUUCAUAACAAUCGGAAAUCAGUAUUUUUGGGCACCGAGAGAACUGUCAGUGUCAACCAUGUAACACCGUACUGUAACCAUCCAACUGUAACACCGUACCGUAACCAUCCAACUGUAACACCGUACCGUAACCAUCCACUGUACCACACAAUGUUAACCAGCACAUUGCUGUGUCCUUGUAACAAUGUCAGCGGUGAAAGCAGAGGGAGGAAUAGAACAGAAUUGUAAUCCUACGGUAGAAACUGUUCCAUGUGUACUGCUGUGAGGUCUGCCAAAUGCUGCUCUAUGUGUGUGUGUGUGUGUGUGUGUGUGUGUGUGUGUGUGUGUGUGUGUGUGUGUGUGUGUGUGUGUGUGUGUGUGUGUGUGUGUGUGUGUGUGUGUGUGUGUGUGUGUGUGUGUGUGUGUGUGUGUGUGUGUGUGUGUGUGUGUGCACCACCAUCAGUGCACUGCUUUGCUUUUACUUUCCCCACGGCCCUGAAGGAGUAGGAUGAAGUUGUGAUCACAGGGGCAAGGUAAACAGAUCCUGGAUCUGUCUCUACAGGCAACGUCUGUCUACCUGCAGUCACCUUCUUCCACCACACCGAACCACACAUGUAUCUACAGAGCCUUCAGAAUGUACUCACACAGCCUUGACUUAUUCCACAUUUUGUUGUGUUACAGACUGAAUUGUAAUGAAUAAUGUCACCAUGUUCAAAGGGAUAUUCAUUGUCUGUUUAUUCACCCCAUUUACCAAUAGCUGCCCUUCUUUGUGAAACAUUGGAAAACAUCUCCAUGGUGUUUGUGGUCUAAUCUGUGUUUGAAAUUCACUGCUCGACUGAGGGACCUUAUAGAUGUAUGUGUGAGGUACAGAGAUGAGGUAGUCAUUCAAAAAUCACGUUAAACACUAUUAUUGCACACAGAAUUAGUUCCUUUUUAAAAAAUUAAUUAGCAAAAAUGUCUAAAAACAUUAUUCCACUUUAACAUUAUGGGGCGUUUGGUGAAGGACAGUGACACAACAUCUCAAUGUGAUCUAAACCUCUGGACCUUGAAGCCAGUCCCACUGCAUUGUUCAGUAUUCCCCUCUAAUCAGGGACUGGUUUAGACCUGGGACACCAGGUGGGUGAUUCCCCUCUAAUCAGGGACAGAAUUAGACCUGGGACACCAGGUGGGUGAUUCCCCUCUAAUCAGGGACUGGUUU
Messenger RNA from Oncorhynchus gorbuscha (pink salmon), 2249 nucleotides. Its product is annotated as maturin-like. The record is from RefSeq and is a predicted model, not a curated record. Gene Ontology annotation, cellular component: cytoplasm. Gene Ontology annotation, biological process: positive regulation of megakaryocyte differentiation; regulation of signaling. The coding region runs from base 406 to 810 and encodes 134 amino acids. Lineage: Eukaryota; Metazoa; Chordata; Actinopteri; Salmoniformes; Salmonidae. The transcript has 3 exons.